Molecule: messenger RNA, 5416 nt
Organism: Cyprinodon tularosa
Lineage: Eukaryota; Metazoa; Chordata; Actinopteri; Cyprinodontiformes; Cyprinodontidae
Gene: slc5a11
Product: solute carrier family 5 member 11
Exons: 15
Coding region: 142-2265 (707 amino acids)
Biological process (GO): transmembrane transport
Cellular component (GO): plasma membrane
Molecular function (GO): D-glucose:sodium symporter activity
Source: RefSeq, a predicted model, not a curated record
UUGAACCUGAUGAUGUGUUGAGGAGGAUUCAAGACAAGAGUCAUGUUACUGGGAAUGUUUUCAGGUUAUUGGUGACAUGGUAUAUUGUUUGGACAGAGUACGGACCAGGUGGUAUGAGACUGCUGGACAAAUUACUGAAAGAUGAUUUACAUGCAAAGAGCUGCUGAAGGAACACCAACGACCAACAUGACUCCAACUCAGAAACCUCCUUUGGGGGGCAAGACACUGGUUACUGUGGAUAUUGUAGUCCUGGUUGUCUACUUUCUACUGGUGCUGGCUGUUGGUUUCUGGUCAAUGUGGAGGACAAAGCGAAGUACGGUGGAUGGAUACUUCUUAGCUGGCAAGAGUAUGACCUGGUGGCCAGUUGGGGCUUCACUGUUUGCCAGCAACAUUGGCAGCGGACAUUUCAUUGGUCUGGCCGGGUCAGGAGCUGCUGCAGGAAUUGGAGCAAUAGCCUAUGAAUGGAACGGAAUGUUUAUGGUGUUGCUGCUUGGAUGGCUCUUCCUGCCCAUUUAUAUCUCCUCUGGGGUGACAACCAUGCCUGAAUAUUUGCAGAAGCGCUUCGGGGGAAGAAGAACCCAGCUAUUUAUAGCAAUCUUGUACCUGUUUGUUUACAUCUUUACAAAAAUAUCUGUAGAUAUGUAUGCUGGAGCUGUAUUCAUUAAGCUUGCUUUACAAUGGAAUAUCUAUCUGGCUGUAGUGGUGCUGCUAGCAGUGACUGCUCUCUACACAAUAGCAGGUGGCCUUGCUGCAGUUAUUUACACUGAUGCAGCUCAAACAGCAAUCAUGCUCGGAGGAGCUCUCACCCUUAUGGGUUUCAGUUUUGCUGAGGUUGGAGGUUGGGACGCUCUGAUGGAAGGAUAUUUCACUGCCAUUCCCUCAGUCCUUGUGCCUAACUCCACCUGUGGCAUCCCUCGAGAUGAUGCCUUUCACAUAUUCAGAGACCCGGUGAACUCAGACCUGCCCUGGCCUGGUGUUAUCAUCGGCAUGUCCAUCCCCUCCAUGUGGUAUUGGUGCUCUGAUCAGGUGAUUGUGCAGCGCUCUCUGGCUGCUAAGACUCUGACCCAUGCUAAGGGGGGCUCUCUCCUGGCAGCAUACUUGAAGGUUCUUCCUUUCUUUGCAAUCAUGCUCCCUGGGAUGAUCAGCAGGAUCCUCUACACAGAUGAGGUGGCUUGCGCAGACCCUGACCUGUGCGAACAGAUUUGUGAGAACUCAGUGGGCUGUUCAGACAUUGCUUAUGCCAAACUGGUUAUGGAGCUUCUCCCUGCAGGUGAGACCCUGACUCGGUUUCCCUUUUAUGACGGUAUGUUUUACUUUUCUGUAAACACUGGAGACAUGUCUCCUUCUUGCAUAUCUUCCUUUUCAGGACUCCGAGGUCUCAUGAUGGCUGUGAUGAUUGCUGCUCUUAUGUCCUCUCUGACCUCCAUCUUCAACAGCUCCAGUACCAUUUUUACUAUGGACUUAUGGAAGAGCUUUAGAUCUCAUGCUUCGGAAUGGGAGCUCAUGAUAGUAGGGAGGCUGUUUGUGCUCGUCCUGGUGGUGGUGUCAGUGCUCUGGAUUCCUGUUGUCCAGGCCAGUCAGGGAGGCCAGCUCUUUAUCUACAUCCAGUCCAUCAGCACCUACCUGCAGCCCCCUGUCAGCAUAGUCUUCCUCAUGGGUUGCUUCUGGAAGAGGGCUAAUGAGAAAGGUGCAUUCUGGGGUCUCGCCAUUGGUCUGACAGUCGGCUGCAUACGCAUGUUGUUGGAUUUCAUCUACCCUGCACCAAUGUGCUUUGAGAAGGACGACAGGCCCAGUGUGUUGAAAUACGUCCAUUACCUCUACUUCUCCAUGCUGUUGUCCUUCAUCACCCUGGUUGUGGUGGUUGCAGUUAGCCUGGCCACUGAGGAGCCCAGUCCUGAGCAGAUAAGUCGUCUCACUUGGUUCACAAGGUUUGAUCCAGUGAUGCCAAAAGAAGAAGUGAUCUCAGUGGAGCAGAGACAUCCAGGAAGAGAGGCAGAGAGCAGAAACGGACAAGCAUGCCCUCAAAGGAGAGAUUCUGCUUCAUCUGAGUCCAGCACUCCCAGUCAGUCCAGGUUCAUGUCUGCCAUCUACUGGUUGUGUGGGAUGGAGAGGCGAAAGGAGGCAGACAGCAACAUUCCAGCUCCCUCUGCAACCGAGCAGAUCAUCUGCACUCUGGAUGAAAAGCCGAGCUACAGACACCUCGUCAAUACAAACCUCAUCUUCUGCCUCUCUGUAACCGUCUUCAUCAUCGGCUACUGGGCUUGACCAAAGAAGAACCAUACAAUGACUUCCAAAAUGUUCCUGCCCAACAGACUUUUUCAGGGUGUAACUCAGACUUCCAUGCAUUUUAUGUUAGCUUUAUGGGAUGGUUUUAAAGUGGAACAUGUUUUCCCACUUCUUGCUCUGAAAAGCCAAAAUUGAAUCCAAUAUAAACCAAUUAAACAGUAAGCAGAAACUACCAGGGUAUAAUUUAAUCUCAGUACAAAUCUAGUUGUACUGCGAAGGCCUCAGAAAUGUGUUAGAUAACAUUUGAGAACAUCAGCAGUAUGAAGACAAGGCAAGCAGGUUUGGCCUAAAAAGUUGUGGGAGCCAAGUUAGAAGGUAGCUAACAGUGCCUAACUAGGUAGCUUCAAUCCUUUCUUCCAUUAAAUACAGGGAAUCUACAGAGAUAUGAAAGAAGAUAAUGCAAGAAAAUUCUAUUUAACAUGAUAUUGGACAAAUUCUGUCUAGUUGGAUGAGAUACAAACUGUGUCAGAUGUUAAUUUAUAUAAAAAAUAUAAAAAAAAUAAAAAUAAGCUACAUUAUUUUCUUCCAACUUCAUAAUCAUAGUUUAGUUUGUGCUGGGAUGAUAAAUUGACUUAAAUCAUAGAUCCCUUUUCCAGACAUACUUAAUCGGAACCACACUUAGUCAGUCAAACACACUUAUUCAUUCACCAGCAUAUGAUUGGGUUCUCAGCCUGGGGCUGAGAUGCAGAUAAAAAAAAGCUGGAAUCAAACCAACAACAUUGGCUUGACUUCAAAACACCAACUCUUUCCAUUUAGCCACAACUGCCCCUAAAUCUAAAGGCUCUACAAUCUCCAUAAAAUAGAUUGAAUUAUGUGCAGAUGUCAUUGAUUUUAUAGCAGGUUAGCUAAGAUGGUGAAAUGAUUAUCUCUAAAACUCCCUUCAUUUUGUUAUAAGCAAACCUAUACAAACAAUCUCAUAAAUUUACAUCUAUUGUUGGCUUGCUCAGUUUUUUUUCUAAUUUUACAGGAAUAUUAUACAUGUUUGCAAAAAUAAAAGUAAAAUGAAAGUAAUUUAUAAAAGCUCCUUUAAUUUAAAAAUAAGUGUAUACAGUAAUAAUUAUAAAGAGUAACGAUGGUUUGUAGGUUGAAGAAUCAGAGAAAAAGACAAGAAAACUAGAGAAAAAAAAUAAUUCACAAAAAAGGAUUUUAAUUUUUUUUUCUCCUGUAUUGAGCUUUGAUCUCAGGAGUGAUUAGUUACACAAAGAUGAAGAUUGUCCCUUUCAACCAUAAAACUUAAAGCAUCAAAUAGGACCUUUCCAUUUAAAAAUCAGUUUAGCAGACAUCAAAUAAAAUCCUGAUUAAAAAUUAAACAAUCAACUUUAACCUGUGUUACUCGCAACAUGCAGCAAUAUACUCUGAACACGGCAUCAGUGGAAGACAACUGCAUCUCUUAUUGCACCCUUCCCAAAGUAUUUGGUCACUGCAACUCUAAAUAUGCGCUAAAGUCAAAGCUAUCUUUGGGUCCUUUAGGCAUUUCUCGAUACCUUCCUGCAUGGUGUGAACAUCACAUUAGGUGUGAUGAAUCUGCAGAAAUGGGAAAGUGAAAAUGCAGUUUAGUUUUAUUAUAAAUAGGUGGCAGAUUGAAUUCUAAUCUCCUCAUCAACAAAAAAAAAAAAUUAUAAAACACAGCUAAAACCGCACUCAUAUUUUUGUCUGCAAAAUAAUUUCUAGCUUUGACACUUUGGCGUAAAAAGAAGAGAGGUAUAAAAAAAAGUGAGAUUUUUCCAGCACCCUUUUUCUUUCCUUAGUUAAGCUGCAAUAAAAUUGAGGUUCUUUAGGCCGUGGCUCUGAAACCCAAUCUCUGAACACUCGGAAGAACACGCAGCUAAAAAAGUUCAAUGUUGGAAGCGAUGGCAGCACAACAUUGUUGUGGUUUAAGCCACCGCUGUACAACAAGGCUUCUGGUUCAACUCCGUACAGCAGACAAAAAAAAAAAGCAUCGUGAAGGUUUAACCCUGUCUUCGGUUAAUGACUGAAGCUGGAGCAUCUUCUACAGGGGAGUGUUCUCUGUCUCGAUGUGAAGGUUUGGUUCUGGGGUGGAGAUGGGCUCUUGACCAGCAGAGUCCUCCACUUGUUGCUCCUCGAUCACCUUGGGGAUAAAAGCUUUUCCAAUCCCCUUAAUAAGCAGGCCUCCUUCUACUAAAAUAAAAAAAAUAAUAAAAACACCCCAUAGGGAAAAAUUAGCAAACGCAUCAUGACAUAGAGAAAACAGCUGCACACACACACACAUAUCACUGCAAACUCCACACUCUUUAAGACACCAAGGACUCCUCUGCGAUGUAAAAGUAAUCAAUACUGCUAAAUAAUCAAUCUUGAUGUUUCUUUUAAAGUUUCCUUGGUGUGUUAAUCUGUAAAUGCAACAAACCAUUUUGCACAUAUCUGUGCAAGAGCCACAAAAAAAACCUGUUUAGAAGCACGUUAGUUAACACAGCAAACUGUUAGCAGACACAUCCGUCCAAGCUAAACCUAAAUGCAAGCAUGUUAGGUGCAGACAAAUGCAUUAAAAACAUGCCAUCAGACAUAAACAUACAGGUGCAUUUCAUUAAAUUUGAUUAUCAUUACAAAGUUUAUCUCUUUGCUGCCUUAAAACUGUGGAAGUUUUUUCUUCCUUGCAAAAAAACAAAAGUCUUUUGCAGCUGAAAAGAUAUUUUAUUUUUAAUUUUUUGGAAUUGCUCAAUAUUUUACAUCAGCUAUAUAUAUCCCAUCAACUAUGAGGAGCUUGCAGUCCCUGCUAUACGGCCUCCCGCAGCAUGAUGCUGCCACCACCAUGCUUCCCUGUGCAUACGAUAAUCAAAGUGAUGCACAGUUAGAUUUCUGCCACGAUCCCUGUUUUGCUUACAGGGAAACAGUUAUGUUUUCACAUAUUUUCACAUCAUUAAAAUUUUCAUUGAGAAAGAUUACAUGAUUUUACUUUGUUGCACAAUUGUUUUCUUAUGUUGAUUUCUAAUAAAUAGUUAUGGUAAAUAAAUAGUUAAGCCCACACAAUGAUGAGGAAGGCUGCUGACUUGGCAGCAAUGGGUAUAAGCUUCAUGUUAAAGAUGCUUGUUCAGGGUGACAUGUCAAAACAUUUCCAUAGAAAGUUUAGUGAAAAGGAUAAAAAAAACUAUUAGUAUAAAAGCUGCAUAUCAAA